AUGCUAUUACGCCAACAAACACGUUUCUUCUCCCAAACUGCCAGAAAGAUGGACUUUUCCAAGAUGUCUAUCGUUGGCCGCAUUGGUAGUGAAUUCCAAGAGUACGUUUCACAAAAUGACAAAAAAUAUAUAAGAUACAGUAUUGCGUCUCAGCCAAGAAGGGAUGGCCCAACCAAUUGGUACAAUGUUACUGUUUUCAAUGAACCUCAAAUGAACUUCUUGACUCAAUACGUUAGAAAAGGUGCUUUGGUUUAUGUUGAAGCUGAUGCUGCUAACUACACUUACGAGAAGGAAGAUGGUUCUAAGGCUACUACUCUAAGUUUGAUUCAAAAGGAUAUCAACUUGUUGAGAAACGGUAAGUCAGAAGAAUCUUCCGAAGCUGCUACUGAAUCAACUGAAUAA
Molecule: messenger RNA, 402 nt
Organism: Kazachstania africana CBS 2517
Lineage: Eukaryota; Fungi; Ascomycota; Saccharomycetes; Saccharomycetales; Saccharomycetaceae
Gene: RIM1
Product: Rim1p
Exons: 2
Coding region: 1-402 (133 amino acids)
Biological process (GO): mitochondrial DNA replication; positive regulation of helicase activity
Cellular component (GO): mitochondrial nucleoid
Molecular function (GO): single-stranded DNA binding
Source: RefSeq, a predicted model, not a curated record